Messenger RNA from Phascolarctos cinereus (koala), 942 nucleotides. Its product is annotated as olfactory receptor 51B6-like. Gene Ontology annotation, cellular component: plasma membrane. NCBI's taxonomy places the organism in Eukaryota, Metazoa, Chordata, Mammalia, Diprotodontia, Phascolarctidae. Gene Ontology annotation, biological process: G protein-coupled receptor signaling pathway. The record is from RefSeq and is a predicted model, not a curated record. Gene Ontology annotation, molecular function: G protein-coupled receptor activity; olfactory receptor activity.
AUGUGGUCCAACUGCAGCAGCACAGCCCCCUUCUUGCUGACUGGCUUUCCAGGCAUGGAAGCAGCUCACCACUGGAUCUCCAUCCCCUUCUUUGCAGUGUAUGUUUCUAUUAUUUUUGGCAAUGGCACUCUCCUCUUCCUCAUAAAGAAUGACCACAGCCUCCAUGAGCCCAUGUACUAUUUCCUAGCCCUGCUGGCAGCCACAGAUCUUGGAGUGACCUUAACCACAAUGCCCACUGUUCUGGGGGUCCUAUGGCUGGAUCAGAGAGAGAUUGGCCAUGGCAUCUGCUUCUCCCAGGCCUACUUCAUCCACACACUCUCUAUAGUGGAGUCAGGUGUCUUGCUUGCCAUGGCCUAUGACCGUUUCAUUGCCAUUCGCAACCCACUGAGAUACCCUGCUAUCCUCACCAGUUCCCAGGUGAUGAAGAUUGGGAUUGGGGUGAUGAUGAGGGCUGCUUUGUCUAUCAUGCCCAUAAUUGUGAGACUUUAUUGGCUCCCUUACUGUCAUUCUCACGUCCUCUCCCAUGCCUUCUGCCUCCACCAGGACGUCAUCAAAUUGGCUUGUGCCAACAUUACCUUCAAUCGCCUCUAUCCUGUUGUAGUUGUAUUUGCAAUGGUUCUAAUGGACUUCUUGAUCAUUGUCUUCUCUUAUGUUCUGAUACUUAAGACAGUCAUGGGUAUUGCCUCUGGGGAGGAACGGGCCAAGGCCCUCAACACCUGUGUGUCCCACAUCUGCUGCAUUCUUGUCUUCUAUGUCACCGUGGUUGGGCUGACUUUCAUCCAUCGAUUUGGGAAACAUGCACCACAUGUGGUCCACAUCACAAUGAGCUAUAUCUACUUCCUUUUCCCCCCAUUAAUGAACCCAGUUAUCUAUAGUGUCAAGACUAAGCAAAUACAGAAUGGUUUUCUUCGCAUCUUGUCUCAUCACAUAACUGGACUGUGA